Tarenaya hassleriana is the source of this 1937-nucleotide messenger RNA. RefSeq names its product sugar transporter ERD6-like 6. Gene Ontology annotation, biological process: carbohydrate transport; transmembrane transport. Lineage: Eukaryota; Viridiplantae; Streptophyta; Magnoliopsida; Brassicales; Cleomaceae. The record is from RefSeq and is a predicted model, not a curated record. The transcript is spliced from 18 exons. Gene Ontology annotation, molecular function: sugar transmembrane transporter activity. Gene Ontology annotation, cellular component: membrane. The coding region runs from base 250 to 1713 and encodes 487 amino acids.
GAAAAUAAUUGUUUAAGAUGGCGUCUGAUAAAUUCGUGCUUAUCCGAGUUUUGCUAUCAAAAUUCUCUCGACCCCGAUUCUGUAGACCUUCUAAAGGCGAAGUCUUUGAGGGGAUUCUUCAAAUUUUCUAUCGAGAAUCGGCCAUUUCCCAUCACCGGACAAAUCUUUAAAGCUCGAGUUUUUCUUUAGCUUUGGAUAGAAGGGCUCGUGUUCGUGUAAUCAGGAUCGCGUAGUUUUACAGUUACGAAGAUGGGUUCCCGAGACGAUGCGGAGGAUGGGAGGAAUGAUCUCCGGAGGCCGUUCUUACACACGGGGAGUUGGUAUCGGAUGGGUUCGAGGCAAUCUAGUAUGAUGGGCUCGUCGCAAGUGAUUCGGGACAGUUCCAUUUCAGCCUUGGCAUGCGUUCUGAUCGUCGCUCUUGGUCCUAUUCAAUUCGGAUUCACGUGUGGUUAUUCUUCUCCAACUCAAGCUGCCAUUACAAAGGAUCUCGGUUUGACAGUUUCCGAGUUCUCUGUGUUUGGUUCUUUGUCCAAUGUGGGUGCUAUGAUUGGGGCAAUUGCCAGUGGUCAGAUCGCAGAGUACAUUGGUCGGAAGGGGUCGUUGAUGAUUGCUGCAAUUCCUAAUAUAAUUGGAUGGCUUUCCAUAUCAUUCGCAAAAGAUACUUCCUUUCUUUACAUGGGAAGACUACUAGAAGGUUUUGGUGUGGGGAUUAUCUCUUAUACGGUGCCUGUAUAUAUAGCUGAGAUAGCCCCACAAAACAUGAGAGGUGGCUUGGGUUCAGUUAACCAGCUCUCUGUUACAAUUGGAAUUAUGUUGGCUUAUUUGCUUGGUCUCUUUGUUCCCUGGAGAAUUCUUGCAGUUUUGGGUGUAUUGCCAUGUACGAUAUUGAUACCGGGUCUCUUUUUCAUUCCUGAAUCUCCUCGGUGGCUGGCCAAAAUGGGUUUGACUGACGAUUUUGAAACUUCAUUGCAAGUUCUCCGAGGAUUUGAUACCGAUAUUACCAUUGAGGUUAAUGAAAUCAAGAGAUCUGUAGCGUCAUCUAGCAAACGUUCUGCUAUCCGGUUUGUAGACCUCCAGCGAAGGAGAUACUAUUUCCCUCUUAUGGUUGGCAUAGGGUUGCUUGUACUUCAACAACUUGGGGGCAUUAACGGUGUCCUUUUCUAUUCCAGUACAAUUUUCGAAUCCGCAGGGGUUACAUCAAGUAAUGCAGCUACUUUCGGGGUCGGUGCUAUUCAGGUCGUCGCCACGGCAGUAGCAACGUGGUUGGUGGACAAGUCAGGUCGUCGACUUCUUCUUACAAUCUCUUCUGUCGGGAUGACGGUCAGCCUCGUGAUCGUGGCAGCCGCAUUCUACCUGAAGGGCUUUGUAUCGCAUGAUUCCAACAUGUACAACAUGCUGAGCAUCUUGUCGGUUGUCGGAGUAGUGGCUAUGGUUGUUGCUUUCUCCUUGGGAAUGGGACCAAUUCCUUGGCUCAUUAUGUCUGAGAUCCUUCCCGUGAACAUAAAAGGUCUAGCCGGAAGUAUAGCAACACUUGCCAACUGGUUUUUCUCUUGGUUGAUCACUAUGACUGCGAACUUGCUCUUGGCUUGGAGCAGUGGAGGAACUUUCACCCUCUACGCGUUGGUUUGUGCAUUCACGGUAGUUUUCGUGAGGCUUUGGGUACCCGAGACGAAGGGGAAAACGCUCGAAGAAAUUCAGGCCUUGUUCAGAUGAGAGAUAAGGUUCAUUUCUCACCAUUUUUCGCCAUUCCAGAUUUGUUUCUUCUCUCCAUUUUUUUGUGUUCAAACAUGUUUGGUGAAGAACAAGGAUCAGAGAAAUCUGAGAUCUUACGGUCGUGUUAAUGGCUGAUGACACUGUUUGUUCGGACCAGAAGGAAAUUGUAUUCAUAUGUUGCAAUAAAGCAGUCAUGUUUUCUUGGCUGCCUGCCCACAUGCCUA